Molecule: messenger RNA, 977 nt
Organism: Caenorhabditis elegans
Lineage: Eukaryota; Metazoa; Nematoda; Chromadorea; Rhabditida; Rhabditidae
Gene: srz-79
Product: Serpentine Receptor, class Z
Exons: 5
Coding region: 1-960 (319 amino acids)
Source: RefSeq, marked reviewed
AUGAACUUUUCCAAGCAGUUUAAUGAUCCUGAAUUCAUUGAAAAUGUUACUAAAAUUGCAACAAAUGGGCUUGUUGCAAUAUUUUAUAUUUCGACGUUACUUUAUUUGGUAAUAUUUCCUUUUUAUGUAUAUGUCUUCAAAUUGAAUAGAAGGAGGGAUAGAAAGACGCUGUUAUUUCCAACGGUCAGUCACUUUUAUGGAAUGGUGAAGAUUACUUAUUGCAUGUUUGGUAUUUUAAUUUUUUGCAAUAUUAUGAUUCUUUGUAACAAUCCUGGAAGAAGAUUCUUUUUCGGUUUUUUCGUGAUUGUUGUGGCCAUGUGCAUUGUUUUUACACUAUAUCUCUGCACCGCAGCAUUUCACUUUAUAACAUUCCUUUUGGCCGCUCAACGCUUUUUAAUAUUCUUCUUCCCCAACACAGAAAAGCAUGUUGCUGUAUUUCAAAAGUUCUUGUUUAAGCAUAUCUGGAAGGUGUAUUUAGUUAUAUUUGUAAAGGAAGUUACGCUUUUUAUUAUAUUCAACCACAAUACAAGUGACAGUAGAAGGACAACAAAUUUUGGAGUUUAUAUUUUGACGAUAUUUUCUUUAUCCUAUGCAUUGCUAUUUCUUUCUACGGUAUUUUAUAUUCCAAUAAUGAUCAGUGCUUGGAAAGUUUAUCCAGCUCAAAAGUGUGCGGUGCAAAAGUACAUUUAUUGGCAGACACUAACAGUUUUCAUAUUUAAAUCUACAGCUAUAGUCAUAUUCAUCUACCAAAGCACCUUUGGCGCGUAUUCCACAGUACACUACACAUCGGGCAUACUCGCGACAGAUGUUGUCACAACUCCCCUAAUAGUACAAAUUUCGUAUUUGGGAAGUAACCGGUGGACUUCAAAGUCUUCUGUUCCCUUAAAGUGGAAGAAGUUCUUCCGAGUUCUGUUUGAUAUGAAUAAGUCUUCAGUUGUCAAGCCACAAAACGUUUAUUAACUUAAUAAAACCUUGAG